CACUACUCCACCUCUAUAUAUACAUAUAUAUUCUUUAUUUAUUUAUUUUUCUAUAAAAAUUAUUCAAUUAAUUUUGUUUUCAAGAUGAUUGAAACAAACAACACAGCAAAAUCAAGCUCUGAUCAAAAGAGGCUCAAGCUAUUCGGCAUCGAGCUAAAUCCUUCCGACGGCGAUGAUCGGAUCAUCAGUAACAACUCGUCGUCGUCGGCUUCCUCCACGGCGACGGAGAAAAGCUCAACCAGCGGGGACCAGACCAAGAAGCUCGAGUGCCAGUACUGUUCGAAGGUGUUUGGAAACUCGCAGGCAUUGGGAGGUCACCAGAAUGCUCACAAGAAAGAAAGGAUGAAGAAGAAGAGGCUGCAGCUUCAAGCCAGGAAAUCCAGCUUCAACCAUUACAUUCGUCCAUUAAUUCACAGAAACAGCUGGAGCAAUUCUUUCCAUAAUUACAGUCCUGAGUUUAAUCAUCAGUCAUGGUAUUAUUCUCCGCCGGAAUUUCUUCUCAACGAGGAGGCAGAGGCAGAGACGGAGGCGGAUAUCGAUUUCGGAAGCUAUGGCCGGAUUCUCGACAUCAACGGUCCGGAUGGCUCGAGAUGGCGUGGGGAAUUACCGGAUCGUGCCACGUGUCAGCAGGACACCGGGAGGUUUAGCCUGACGUGUUUGGAUGGUCCGAGAGAGGUGUUAACUCCCAUCAGCUAUGAGGCCUCGUCGUCUUCGCGCAAUCCAAACAAGUCUGCCGAUAGAGAUAGCUUAAAUCUCCAAUUAGGGUUAGGGUUACAGCUUUAACUUAUAUUCCUUGAUUUGAAAUUUGUUAAAUAUCUCAAAUGUAUGAUGAUGAUACACUUACUCAUAAAAUAAAAUUAAUUAAAUUAAUAUGUAUGUGUACGUGUUACUCAUUCUACAUACAAUUCCCAAUUUGUUCCAGGAGUGUCACUC
Andrographis paniculata is the source of this 933-nucleotide messenger RNA. Its product is annotated as zinc finger protein 5-like. Lineage: Eukaryota; Viridiplantae; Streptophyta; Magnoliopsida; Lamiales; Acanthaceae. The transcript has a single exon. Gene Ontology annotation, cellular component: nucleus. Gene Ontology annotation, molecular function: transcription cis-regulatory region binding; DNA-binding transcription factor activity. The record is from RefSeq and is a predicted model, not a curated record. The coding region runs from base 85 to 783 and encodes 232 amino acids. Gene Ontology annotation, biological process: trichome differentiation; gibberellic acid mediated signaling pathway; trichome morphogenesis.